AUGUGCGAACAUGGUGGAAUCACAGGGCGUGGCAUCCUCCUGGACUAUGCAGACUGGGCAACGACAAACUCGAUUUCAGUCUCCGCGCUUCAAUCAGAAACAAUUACACUCGAGCACAUCAAACAAGUUGUCCAAGACCACAAGCUUGAUUUCCGAAAAGGCGAUAUUUUGUUUAUUCGCAGUGGUUUCACAGCCGCGUAUAACAAACUAAACGAUCAGCAGCGCAAAGACUUAGCGCUUCGAUCUUCGCCCGAUUUCAACGGUGUCGAGGCGACGGAGGCGAUGGUGCGCUGGCUGUGGGAGCAUCAGUUUGCGGCGGUGGCGGGUGAUGCCCCGAGCUUCGAACGGGCGCCCAUUCGGGGGGCCCACGCUGACCCCAACUUCAAUCUGCAUGAGUGGGUACUGGCGGGUUGGGGGACGCCAAUUGGGGAGAUGUUUGAUUUGGAGAAGUUGUCAGAACAUUUAUCCUCCCGUAUCCACCAAGGCAACGUCAUUUUUGUCAAUAUUGACCGAGAUUUGGGCGAUUCUUCUACGUGGCAGCGUGCGGCGGGAUGA
Messenger RNA from Penicillium brevicompactum, 555 nucleotides. RefSeq lists its product as uncharacterized. Gene Ontology annotation, molecular function: arylformamidase activity. Bases 1 to 555 code for a protein of 184 amino acids. The transcript has 2 exons. NCBI's taxonomy places the organism in Eukaryota, Fungi, Ascomycota, Eurotiomycetes, Eurotiales, Aspergillaceae. The record is from RefSeq and is a predicted model, not a curated record.